Galleria mellonella (greater wax moth) is the source of this 1554-nucleotide messenger RNA. It is a transcript of the gene colt, whose product is annotated as congested-like trachea protein. Gene Ontology annotation, molecular function: O-acyl-L-carnitine transmembrane transporter activity. Gene Ontology annotation, biological process: mitochondrial transport; carnitine transmembrane transport. Gene Ontology annotation, cellular component: mitochondrial envelope. The coding region runs from base 371 to 1267 and encodes 298 amino acids. NCBI's taxonomy places the organism in Eukaryota, Metazoa, Arthropoda, Insecta, Lepidoptera, Pyralidae. The record is from RefSeq and is a predicted model, not a curated record. The transcript has a single exon.
GAACUUGACAGCAAUUUAAAACCUAAACGCACGUCACCUGCGACCUAUAAGUUAUAAAGAAAAUAUGAUAUUUUUUUGUUAAUUUAUUUUCUAAUUAAGACAUUUUUAUAUUUUGCCAAUACUAAUGAACUGUAGUCAUAAAAUUUAAACCUAUACUUGUCUCUAUGAUCAAGAAUUCAAGAUACUCAUCUGGUGGACUUUGACAUCAACCGUAAUAAUAUCAAGUCUAUGAUAUCAACAGUUCAACGCUGUCUGUAGGUCAGCACUGUAGAUACCGACUGUCGAUUUAGUACUUAUUAGUGUAACCGUUCAACGACUUAUCAACUAGCUCUCCUUGCUUUCACUUUCGAAAUCAUCGAACGAAUAAAAUAUGUCUGAAAGUAUUUCCCCUGUUAAAUAUUUUUUAAGUGGUGGAUUUGGCGGUGUGUGUACAGUGUUAGCAGGACAUCCUAUGGACACUAUAAAAGUAAGAUUGCAAACUAUGCCCAUACCUAAGCCGGGCGAAGUGGCCUUGUAUGGUGGCACUUGGGACUGUUUCAGGAAAACAAUUCAAAAGGAAGGUUUCCGCGGCCUCUACAAAGGCAUGUCAGCGCCACUUACUGGAGUAGCGCCUAUAUUUGCGAUUAGUUUCCUUGGUUUUGGUCUAGGUAAAAAACUAAUAAAAAGUGAUGACAACCAACAACUUACAAAUCCAGAACUUUUCGCAGCCGGUGCAUUCUCUGGCAUUUUCACAACAUCCAUCAUGGCACCAGGAGAACGUAUAAAAUGUCUACUUCAAAUCCAACAGGGUGGUAAUGUCCCACAAAAAUAUAAUGGUAUGGUGGACUGUGCUAGGCAGUUAUAUUCUGAAGGUGGUAUCAGGAGCAUAUAUAAAGGUAGUGUUGCCACAAUUUUGAGGGAUGUGCCAGCAAGUGGAAUGUACUUUAUGACAUAUGAGUGGCUUGUGAAGGUUCUCACACCAGAGGAUGCCACUACGAAGCUGAAAUUCUUAUCUACGAUAGUGGCAGGUGGUUUCGCUGGUAUAGCUAACUGGCUGGUAGGUAUGCCUGCCGAUGUGCUGAAAAGUAGAUUGCAGACUGCUCCAGAGGGAACAUAUCCAAACGGUUUAAGAGAUGUCUUCAAACAGCUCAUGGAGAGGGAAGGACCUACAGCACUCUAUAAAGGAGUGACACCAGUUAUGCUUAGGGCUUUCCCAGCCAACGCAGCAUGUUUUGCUGGAUUUGAAGUAGCUGUCAAAUUCCUCAAUUGGGCUGCACCAGGCUUUUGAUGACUUUUAAUUGAUAAGGAAAAUUUUAGAACAGUGUUUAUAGCGUUAUUAAUAUUAAGAAUGACUUUAGUUACUAUUGUUACAAUGUGUUUAAUGAGAAUCACAAUUUAUAUUAUUGAAUAUUACUAUACACAGUAUAGUGUUGUAUAAAUUUUGAAUUUAUUUACUGUUUUAUAUGAAAAAAGCUGUAAAGGCACAAUAACAAUUAUAUCCAUAAUAACAAAUAUAUACAUUUUUAGCAAUCAAAAUAUAAUAGUAGCAUUUCAUGUUUUCCCUUUAAAACCUCA